This is a messenger RNA of Apis florea (little honeybee), 1184 nucleotides long. It is a transcript of the gene Coq7, whose product is annotated as ubiquinone biosynthesis protein COQ7, mitochondrial. The record is from RefSeq and is a predicted model, not a curated record. Gene Ontology annotation, biological process: regulation of gene expression; determination of adult lifespan; regulation of reactive oxygen species metabolic process. Lineage: Eukaryota; Metazoa; Arthropoda; Insecta; Hymenoptera; Apidae. Gene Ontology annotation, molecular function: 3-demethoxyubiquinol 3-hydroxylase activity. Gene Ontology annotation, cellular component: mitochondrial inner membrane; nucleus.
CCAAGCAGACGAUGCGAAAUUGCCCUUAUUUUGCGAAUGCGCAACAUCCGCGCAUCGCCCGGGCCCUCAACGAUCACUUACGUGCUAAUAACGCACCGAUAUCUCUUCGGCACUCACCGAUUUCCCGUGAAAAUCUGCAAAUAGAUACCAGCGACCACGGAAACACGAACACCAUAUACAUGUAUACGAGUCUGGAAUAACGUGAUUGGAUAGUGCUUCUGGGGUACGCGUUAUGGCGUCUAUCUGAUGUACGUUCUUAUUGGGUCCUGAAACACGUGACUCUUGUUCUCAGCGUCCCUGGAGUGAUGUUGCUGAGUUUCAGUCUAACCUAACUUGUAUACCUGAAACAGGUAGAAGCAAUCGUUCUUCACGUUGUUUUGACGUUUUCUAUUUGAACGACUGCAGAAUUGAAAAAAUGCUGCAUCUCAGACAAUAUGGGAUUCGAUUGGCUAGUACAUCAACAAUUUCAGGAACAACUAAACCAGGAAAAUUAUUAGACUCAAUUAUAAGAGUAGAUCAUGCUGGAGAAUUAGGAGCAGAUAGAAUAUAUGCUGGACAAAUGGCUGUUUUAGGUAGAACUUCUGUUGGCCCAACUAUUCAACAUAUGUGGGAUCAAGAGAAAAAACAUUGUGCAAAAUUUGAAGAAUUAAUUACAAAAUAUCGUGUAAGACCCACUGUCUUAAUACCUAUUUGGAAUGUUGCUGGAUUUAUUCUUGGUGCUGGUACAGCACUUAUGGGAGAGAAAGCAGCUAUGGCUUGCACUGUAGCUGUUGAAACAGUGAUUACAGAGCAUUAUAAUGAUCAAUUGCGCGCAUUAGUAGAAAAUGAGGAAAAAGUAGAUGAAGAAAUUUUAGAAACAAUUAAAAAAUUCCGUGAUGAAGAACAAGAACAUCAUGACACAGUACCUCCUUCACAGUAUGGUCCUUGAAAUCCUGGUGGACAUGAACAAACACCAGGUGCUGUACAAUUACCACCAUUCAUACAGUUUGGAUAACACAAUGCCUUCUUACAAUGAGGUGGACCUAAAUAUCCAUCUGGACAAGGUCCAGGAUUAGGUUCUGCAAUAAAAAAUAUUGCAUAUAAAAAAAUUAUUUUCAUGAUAUUAAUAUUAAAUAGAAAAUUUGAAUAGAAUAAGUGUGAUUUUAAAUGUAUUUUUUAAUACAUUUGUAUCCAUGCAUGAUAUU